Messenger RNA from Struthio camelus australis, 5474 nucleotides. It is a transcript of the gene REEP2, whose product is annotated as receptor accessory protein 2. Gene Ontology annotation, molecular function: microtubule binding; taste receptor binding. Lineage: Eukaryota; Metazoa; Chordata; Aves; Struthioniformes; Struthionidae. Gene Ontology annotation, cellular component: endoplasmic reticulum membrane; cytoplasmic microtubule. The record is from RefSeq and is a predicted model, not a curated record.
CAGGCUGCUUUUCGGCACCCUCUACCCCGCGUACUCCUCCUACAAGGCCGUGAAGACGAAGAACGUGAAGGAAUAUAAACGUGUCCGUGGUGGCCAGCGGAGAUGAGGACUGUUUGGCUUGCGGGUGGGAUGAACCUCUGUAUGUUUAGUGGGAGGAAUAGCCAGACGGAGCAGGCAGGCAGCACAGGUGAAGUGGAUGAUGUACUGGAUUGUAUUUGCCUUUUUCACCACAGCAGAAACACUUACAGACAUUGUUCUUUCUUGGUUUCCCUUUUAUUUCGAGUUGAAAAUCGCAUUUGUGAUUUGGCUGCUGUCCCCUUACACCAAGGGCUCCAGUGUCCUCUACAGGAAGUUUGUGCACCCAACGCUCUCCAAUAAGGAGAAGGAAAUUGAUGAAUAUAUCACUCAGGCUCGUGACAAGAGCUAUGAAACCAUGAUGCGAGUUGGCAAGAGAGGGUUAAACCUGGCUGCCAAUGCAGCAGUUACUGCAGCUGCAAAGGGCCAGGGAGUUUUGUCUGAGAAGCUGCGAAGUUUCAGCAUGCAGGACCUCACUCUCAUCCGGGAUGAGGAUACUGUGCAUUUACGAAGCCAUGAGCCACAGUUGCACCCCUCUGGUGGGAGUCUCCUUGAAACCAUUGAGGAUUCAGCUUCCUGUUAUUCCUCAGGAGAGGAGAGCGGUGUGGCACAGAGAUCUAAUGGAACCCCAUCUGAGACUAGAACAGACCCAUCCGAUGAAGAUGCAGGAGACAAACUGCCUAAACGUACCCAGAGCCUCAAAGCUUCUAAGAAGAUGACAAAAGCUGAGGUGCACCUACUAUGCAGGUGUCUAGCUUCUGUAUUCUUAUGGUGCCUGGAAACCUCUGUCAUGAGCCAGGACCCAAACUUUUCUUUCACUCGUGUUGUUUAUAAGGCUUCCAGUAAGAAGUGUGAAAGCUCGCCCCAAGAAGAAAGCUACAGGCUCUGUUACUUCUGUCGAGUCAUCCUAAGGAGACCUCCCCCUCCCCAGCAUCUGUCUCUGUCCCAGGAUUUGCCUGUCACCUUCAAGGGGAAACUCUAAAGGAAGGGAGCUGAGAUUCAUGUACAUAACAGCUACUGCUUUGUAGAGCUCAUUCCAAGGCAAGGGGGGAGGCUGAGAUUUAGAAUAUGGAGCAGAGGGAUACACAUCCUCUGGAAUUUUCUCCUUUUCGUCCCUCUGUUGGAGGGAAUGCCAAUAUGUCUGUACAUAGCCUGUUGCUUUGGGAUUCCCUCUGUAUAACCCUAGUUGGGGAGAAUCUUUACUGGAAGAACUGACUAGGGUUAGAGACAUCCAUUGCACAGAAGCUGGAAAAAAUAUUAGACACUGGAGUUCCACAGGGAUGGGUGGCUCCCAAAAAUAUCUUAUCUUGCUCUGGGUAUCCUUCUGCAGCUGUGUGUUGUUAAGAAGUGCCCACCAUAAUUCAUUCUCCUUUAGAAUGGCUGGUACCUGUCAUGUCCAGCCCCUUUCAGAAGGGGACUGAAAUGAUGUGUGCUGAGUAAUUUUGAACAUAAAAAGGACUGGCUCCUGGGAGGAACGUGGCAGGCAGAUUCCAGUUCCUGAUACUGGAAGAUAAAGAGUUUGAUUUUUAUUUUAUUUUAUUUUAUUUUUCCAGAAGGUCAAAUGAGGGAAUUGGAAAAACUGAGUUAUGAAGAAAAAGUGCUAGUAUAUGCGCAUGGGAUGGAGCAGAUACAGGUAUCUGUAAGACUUUAACUACUGAGAAGGAAAGUGGGGCAUCCGUAAGGUUUUUGGCUCACUCCUUGAAGCUGCUUGAAUUUUAUUUCAAGUUCUGUUGUCCACUUUGAUACCUGUAGGAACAUCAGUGAGAGAGGGGAAAGUGGGCAGGGAGAAUGUUGCUUUUCCAUUGAGUGGUUAAACUCUGCAUCGUCCUGAUGGUUGUUACCACAAAUUCUUUCAUUAUAACAAUGAUUAGGAAAAACCUGUUUCAAUACAGUCUUCAGACAUACAUGAGAAAUUCAGAAGCCUUUGUCUCUCAGCUUUAGGAGAGCCAGUCCUCGGAGCAUGAAAACUGAAAAAACAGUUGAAAGUAUGAAGUUCACUAAUCUUGGGAUUCCAUUUAUGGGGGAAAAAAGGAGAGAGUGGGGCUCAGUGUUGGAAUUAAUCAGUCCUCUUGCUUCAUCCUACUUCAGCCCUUGCACAACUUCUUUCUGUCUGACCAUGUGCCGUAUUUAUCAAUGUCCUGAGACAUGAGCAAUAUGCAACAAUUGGGACAGAGCUACAUUGGAAGUAGGAUAUAUUCUGUGGGAGUGCGACUGCAGUACUGCGGAGAAAAUUAGAGUCAUGCCAAGCCAUCCUAGAUUCUAAUCUGUUGAGAAAUAUUAAGGGGAGGGGGAUCCCCUGUGCACGUACCAACAGGUUUGAUGGGGAUUUGCGAGAUGAGUAGAGCUCCUGUUGUUGAGCUCCUGUAUAAUGGGGGAGCGCCAUUAUAAACCUGGUUGGCUGAACAAAUAUGCGAUGGUCUUAAUAUUUACUGAAACUAGCGACCAAAGCAAUCUGGCUUCUUCCAAAAUGAAGACCACUCUUGGUUCUAGAUGCAGGCACUCCUGUUUGCCUGUGUCUCUUGCUGUCAUAUUUCUGAAACUAUGGUGGACUCUUUGCUGAAACCUGGUGUUUUGCUGCUGACAAUGCAUAGAGGCACUUCUGCAGAUAAGGCUGCACACACGUUUCUGUCCUAAAGGACAUCCCUUCAAAAGCUUGUAACUUACAAGAUUGAGACUGAAAUUUUGCUCGUUUUCCAUUGUCUUGGUGGCAAAUUUUUAUGAAUUGCCUAGCUAUUUUGGGAAAACAAUUAAGGAAAAAGUUAUUUUUGCUUUACUUGUAGCUUUACAGGCUAUGUCGGAAACUUGCAUCUUAUCAGAAAUGCUUAUCCUAAAUUAUCCAUAAGUCCUUUGAGGGCCCAGUAGAAAAUCUGUUUGAUUUGGCUUUUAGGUUUGAGCUUUAAAAAAAAAAAAAAAAUAGUAGUCUACUCUUUAGUUUUGUUAUCAAACAUUGUAUCCUUGUAUCACUAGUAUUAUGCAUGCAACUGCAUGUAUUGAAGCAGAAAUUCUUUCUGUUUCAAAUGGAAAUCCCUCUUUCCAUAUGAGGGAUAAAAUAUAGGAGAGAAAGUCUUUAUUGAUUGUAUAGAAGAUUCAGUUGUGAAAAACUGCUGUCCUAGACUAUACUAUGUUGAGCAAGAUAGAACCAUUAUUCUCUAUUCACUAAGUACCUCUAUGACCACGUUACUUGAGUUUUUUGAACAUAAAAAUCUCUAUAGUAAAUUCUUUAUCUAAAUGAUUAUGAGGAACUUGAUUUGGAAGCUAAGGAUCAGAUAGUCUGCCCUCAUGCUGAUUUUUUCCUGCCCAUUCCUUGUAUGUGUGUUGCGCUAGUCUCGGAUGACUCAGUUUUCAUACAGUGACUUUUGAGAAUACUUUCUACAAUCAGUUCAUUUAUAGUAAUUCUUCCUGUUCUGAAACGCAGGAAGGGCUUCUAAAGACUCAAUUUGGGUGUUAGGAUUUACCUCUGUCUCCCUGAACUAGAUUGUGCGCUAAAUAUCUUUUGCUUAGCGUUGAUGUUUAAUGCCAUUAGCCUGUGGGUGAGGCUGGGUCGGAUUUACUCUGACUUGUACGGAAAAAUUAAAUGAACUCUUGUCAUAAGAGUCUGGAGGGGAAUUGGGGACUACAUCUAGUAUGAGAUAUGAAGCCGAUGAUGUCGGGCAGCAGAACUUACCCAGAGCAAGAACAGUGUCUUAGCAUGGCCAAUAUGUUCUUCUUCCAGUAUAAAUGUAAGUGAUUGCUAGAUUUUGCUCUGCUUGAUCAAAGCCUCUGCAGAUCUGCCACCACCUGUGUGAUAGUUUAGGGAGUUUCUAGAUAUAGCUGUGCACUGGAUGGCAUGGUCAUGCAUAGAAGUUCUCUUGUUAAUGAGAAUGCUGAAUGUACUGUUUCGAUAAAAUGCUUUUAGUGGCUGUUGCUCAGUGUUUCCAGCAGAAAAUGCUAAAAUGUAGUUCCUAUUCAGUAUCUUCUGUGAGCUUCGUUGUGCAGUUAAGCAAAUGGUUAAAUCGUCACCUUGCAGUAGAACCCAUUGUGUUCAGUGUUUAUACCUCUUUCCUGAUAUGCCUAGGCACAGAGAUAAACCCAAUAAGAGAAAAUGAUACCUGAGCUUUUUAGGGUUGUAUGUCUAAAAAUUAUCCAAAAAUACCUGCACCACGAGAUGCGAAGUGCAGCCAUGACUUCCUUUCAGAAGGAAGUGUCAUACCUCCACACUUUAUAGUAUUAUAAGUCAGUGUUCUGCAGUUGGAAAAGAAAACCGUGAAACAUGGUUUCCCUUCUGAGAAACAUAAUGACUUGCUGCAUAAAAGCAAGUCAUGCCCCCCUGGUGGGUAAGAACUAGGAAAAGAGAGAAGAGACUGCUGUAAGGUCUUGAACCCACCAUUCCAGCUAAAUAGCUUGAUUUCUUACUGUUCUUUAUGGAGUUUCUGAUUCUCCAGCCUUAAGUUCCCUAGAGUCCAGGGGGACUGAUUUCUUUUAGACUAGAUUAACUUCCUUGGAAAGUAGAGGGAGUAUUAGAGAAGGGAAUGCUAGAGUUCUUAAAACUGGAAAGCUUAUUCUUGGAAAACCACACCUUCCCCCAGUUAGUGUAGUGUGUUCCAUUUGUUGUCCUUUCAUAGUGGUUCACUUUCUUUAUUAUACAUCCCUCUUAGAAGUAUGACUCCUCCACAAUGUAUGGCCAUGCCAUUUCUGCCUUGAAAAGCAAGCAUUCUAGUGAACCCUGACUUUCCAGAAAUUGAUGCUUUUCAGUUUUAUUUCAUUUGCCAUCUUAAAUCAGCAGGACAUGCAGUGCCUUAGGAGGAAAGUGGGAUAAAUACAGAACACGCUACUGGUUCUCAGAUCUGCACAGAGCAUUGUACCAAGGAGGCUUGCAUGUUCAAUGUGAAAUGUCAUUGUAUGUUUAAGAGCAGCUGUUAAAUUGAGCUGGGUUUCCCUAACUGUUUUCCAAACUUGCAUACGAUGCUGGAAAGUGUAGCUUGUUACCAAAGAGAGAAAUCUGAAGAAGAAUAUUCUUACCCUUCCUUCUGAUGGGGAUACUGUAUUAUCAUGUUACGCCGCAACUUGCGGGGGAGACGCUGAACCACAUCGCUGUAUACAGCUGGUGAAUACUCUAGUUUUUCUUGCUCAGCCCGCUAGUGAUCUGUAAUUUGCCACUUAGCUGAGGCAUCUUGGGGUGCUGCUCUCUGAGCUGCCCUAUGAAGUCAGAUAUGUGGAAAACCAGCAAAGUAUUCUGAAGCUGUAUGAGUUUGUGUGCUCUAUAUGUACUCUGAAGCCUACUGAAUUUAAUGUUUUAAGAGCCUGUAUGUGCGUAUAUGCAUAUACCUUGUGGGGAUAUGCUUUAGUGUUACUGGGGAGAAAGGAUGUCUGGUCACUCUUCCUCUGGAAUUUGGCACUAUUACAAGAAGCUGUAAACAUGA